AUGCGCAAUGCCAAGCGACAGCUGGAGCGAUGUAAAUCUCUAUGCCAUUGGACUCUGGAGCAUGCUGUUGAGAAGGGCCAUGCUGUUGAGAAGGGCCAUGCUGUUGAGAAGAGCCAUGCUGUUGAGAAGCGCCAUGCUGUAGAGAAGGGCCAUGCUGUUGAGAAGGGCCAUGCUGUUGAGAAGGGCCAUGCUGUUGAGAAGGGCCAUGCUGUUGAGAAGGGCCAUGUUGUUGAGGAUGGCAAGGGCCUCGUCAAACGACUGUUCGAGGAAGAGGAGAGCAGCACAGAGGAUGAAGCCGCAAACAACAGAUCGAGAUACCUGCACCUGUUUGAGGCACUCACCAUCAAGGCCACCAUCCAGGUCACCUUCAAGGACACCAUCCAGGGGACCAUCCAGAACAUCAUCCAAGUCACCAUCCAGGACACCUACCAUGACACCAUCCAGGCAAUCUUCCAGGCCACCUUUCAGGGCACCUUCGAGGCCACCAUCCAUGACACCAUCCAGGUCACCAUCCAUGACACCAUCCAGGCCAUCAUCCAUGACACCAUCCAGGCCACCUUCAAGGACACCUUCAAGGACAGACACCUUCCAGGACAACUUCCAGGACACAUUCAAGGCACCAUCCAUAACACCAUCCAGGCCGCCAUUCAGGUCACCUUCAAGGACACCAUCCAGGACACCAUCCAGUACACUAUCCAGGCCACCAUCCAGGCCACCAUCCAUGAUACCAUUAAGGACAUUUUCCAGGACACCAUCCAGGACACAUUCAAGGACACCAUCGAGGGCACCAUCCAGGCCACCAUCCAUGACAUCAUCCAGGACACCUUCCAGGACACCAUCCAGGACACAUUCAAGGACACCAUCCAGGGCACCAUCCAGACCGCCAUCCAUGACAUCAUCCAGGACACCUUCCAGGACACCAUCCAGGACACAUUCAAGGACACCAUCCAGGGCACCAUCCAGACCGCCAUCCAUGACAUCAUCCAGGACACCUUCCAGGACACCAUCCAGGACACCAUCCAGGACACCACAGAGGUCAAGCAAGCCUUUUUUAGUCGGUGGACAAUUUAUAUCAAGAUCAGGAUCCGCCUGAGUGCAGAGGGCACUGUGGUUUUUGAGAGCCCACUUCAGAAGAAAGAAUAA
Molecule: messenger RNA, 1143 nt
Organism: Salvelinus namaycush (lake trout)
Lineage: Eukaryota; Metazoa; Chordata; Actinopteri; Salmoniformes; Salmonidae
Product: seminal vesicle major clotting proteins-like
Exons: 3
Coding region: 1-1143 (380 amino acids)
Source: RefSeq, a predicted model, not a curated record